GACUUUUCGCACACUUUUCUAAUACACCUCUGCGUUCCAGUUGCAGUAAUCAGCCAGCCAGUCAGUCUUUGAGAAAAAUAUGCAAUAAAUUUAGUAAUUUAGUCCCUAGCAUAUAUUUGCGAUUUAGGCAGUAAAGUGAUUGAAAAUUUCUUGGUAAUCGGAAGAUUCGAGUAACACGAUAGUGCUGCAUAGUUGACUUAGGGACUCCCCCACCCAAGUAAGUGCGAAAUAUAUAUUUUCCCUGCACUUUGGAAGUUAUUGCAAAAACUGCAUAACGCAAACUACGCGGAAGUUAAGAGGAGCAAAUUAAAUAUGAAAUCAUCGGUGAGAGGUUUACUUUUGUGCUGCCUUCUGGCAGGAGUAUUCUCAUCGGUCUACUGUCAAGAAGCUAGCAAUCCUGCUGUUGCGACAAACAAAUCCAAUGAGAAGGUUCCAAUUACAGAAAAAAUACCAACCACAUCGAAGACAAUUACAACAGAUCCUAUAAUAACAACAACGGAAACCGUCGAUCCACAAAAAACAACAACAACAACAACUCCAGAUAAUUCCACAACAACUACUAUUCAACCCAUACCUGAUAAAAAUACAACUGUAGCACCAAUAACAACAACUGCGGCACCCACCACAAGCAGCAGCUCCACUACUACUACAACCCUUGCUCCUGACAACAGCACCACCACUUCUACUACUACUACUACAACCCUUGCUCCCGACAACAGCACCACCACUUCUACUACUACUACUACGACUCCUGCUCCCAACAACAGCACCACUACAACAACUACAACUCCAGCUCCACCAACACCUCGCCCACCAUGCAAUCACUUUGACUUCCCAUCCUUCAUUGGUGGCAUUGUUUUGACUUUGGGUAUUUUAGCGAUCAGUUUGGUCGCCUACAAAUUCUACAAGGCACGUAAUGAACGUAAUUACCAUACCCUUUGAGCCGCCACUGCAUUCACAUCGGCAUUUAAUGCAGCAGCCAAUACAGCGCCACCCAAUUCGUCCAUAGAUGUGGAACGUGUACGCUUCGUACAGCCCUCGUUUCCGUUGCAAUCACCACCACCACCGCAAACAUCGACGGAAUCGUCUGGCGCACCACCAACAUCUUCACCAUCCGUUAGACAACGGCUGUUGCAAACAUAAUUAAUGAAUUAAACAAAAAAAAAAAUAUUAAAAUAAAAAACAGAAAACUAAAGUGAACUACGAAUACGCAAAAAAUCGCGACUUCUAUCCCUUCCUAUUACAUUUCAUAUAUAAGCAACAAUAAAAAAUGAUUGAUAACCUUUCUCUGCACUAUAUGUAAAACAUAACUACAUGUACAUGUAUGUAUGUAUGUUGUAAAGCGAUAUUGUCAUACAACAAAUGAACAUAUUCUAAUACUUUUACCGUUAAACAUAAAAAGUUGUAAUUUGAAAAUUAAUAUAGUGCUGUUCUAAACUAAUAAUGCUUAUUUGCUCGUGUUAAUUGCAAAUUAUUCAUUUAAACCAACACACAUUUGCGGUGCAUUAUUUCAAACGAUAAAUAUAUAUACAGAAGUCUAUAUUUUUAAAUAAAUAAUCAUAAUAUGUUUGAGACUGUUUAAUAAGUAUGGUGUUCUGCGGAACACAAGUAGGGCGCUAUCAGGAAGCGAAGACUUGUACAAAUUUUUCACACAUUCACAUGUCGAUUCUAAGAAUACGUUAAAUCAAAUUAUUAUGCUAGCAGCAUAUUCGUAAAGCUUUUUAAUGAGUGUUAUUAACACAUACAUACAUUUAUUAUUAUGAAUUGUAUACACAUAUUUAUCCUGUAAACAUUGCACUUUGCUGGUAAAUGUGCUCGCGUUUUUAUAGCUGCAGUGGGUGUGGCAAAGAUUUUUUGCAAAGCUUAAGUAAAUGCAGACAUAUGUGGAAUAUGAAAAUGUGUAUGUAUGUAUGUUUCUCGCGAAAGAGGGAUUUUUAAAUUGAUAUAGGAUAUCAAAUUGGCGGCGUAUUGUUUGUAAAUGAUAAGAAAUAAAUUAAAUAUGACUUGUGUAAAGUGUGAAAAGAACAUUUGUUUAAAUAAAGCUAAAUAAGUAUAAAAAUAUUUAAAAUAUAGACAUUAUUUCGGAAAUACACAUAUGUAAUCUCUUAA
Zeugodacus cucurbitae (melon fly) is the source of this 2109-nucleotide messenger RNA. RefSeq lists its product as uncharacterized. The transcript is spliced from 3 exons. Lineage: Eukaryota; Metazoa; Arthropoda; Insecta; Diptera; Tephritidae. The record is from RefSeq and is a predicted model, not a curated record. Gene Ontology annotation, cellular component: cytoplasmic vesicle.